Melospiza georgiana is the source of this 2091-nucleotide messenger RNA. Its product is annotated as basic proline-rich protein-like. NCBI's taxonomy places the organism in Eukaryota, Metazoa, Chordata, Aves, Passeriformes, Passerellidae. The transcript is spliced from 2 exons. Bases 1 to 2091 code for a protein of 696 amino acids. The record is from RefSeq and is a predicted model, not a curated record.
AUGGCGGGGCGGCGCAGGCAGAGCCGCUCGGGCGGGCAGCGGGUGCCGCGCCGCCGGGGAGCGGGGGGACGGCCGGGGGGACGGGCGGCGGGGCGGGAGGUGUGGCGGGGCCGGGGGCGGCGCCGCGCUGCGGCGGCGAAGGUGCAGUCCCCGCCCGGUGAGCGCCGCGCCGGCUCCGCAGUGCCCCGGCCGGCCCCGCCUCUGCCCUCCCGCGGCCCCUCCGGCUGCCGCCUGCGCUCCGGGCCUCCCGCUCCUGCCCCGCCGCGGGACCGCCCUCACGGCGCUCGGCAGCGCGCGGGCUUCUCCCCGGAUCGCACAAUCACGGAAUGGCUUGGAGUGGAAAGGACCUCAAAGAACGUCUCGUUCCCACCUCCCUGCCGUGGGCAGGGACACCUCCCGCUGGACCAGGCUGCCCCAUCCUGCGUGGCCUUGGGCGCUGCCAGGGACGGGGCAUCCCUCUCCAGGAGCGUUCUCAAAGUUCCACCUGCUGCUGAACGUGCCUCGUGGGUAGCACAGAAAAGAAAUGGCAUCAUUCGAUACCCUGCAGUGAGUCCUAAUCGAUUAGCCACGACGGUUCGAGAGAGAAGCAUCUCACCGUGUUCUCUCUCUAGUUUUUGCUUUAACGUGAAGGGCAGAGAGCCCCUUGUUCAUGGAGGCGAGAUUCCUCUUUAUUACUCCUUUGUCAGCAGUGGCACUGUAAAUGUUCCCUUUACAAGUCGAGCAACACCUCAAAAGUCAGGCAGGUCACCAGCGAGAGGUGUCCUCAGCGGCGCUGCUUUAGCUACAGCCCCACCUCGCGGCCGCAGCGCGGCACAGCGGCUACAGCGCGGCACAGCGGCCUCCGCCUUGGCCCAGGCUCGCCUCGCCUUCCCCCGGCCUCACCUUCCCCCGGCCCCGCCUUCCCCCGGCCCAGCCUUCCUCAGGGCCCGCCUUCCCCCGGCCCCGCCUCCGCCUUCCCUGGCCCCUCGGCCGCCUUCUCCCGGCCCCUCCUCGACCUUCCCCCGGCCCCUCGUUCGCCAUCCCCCGGCCCCGCCUCCGCCUUCCCCCGGCUACGCCUUCCUCCGGCCCCUCCUCUGCCUUCCUCCGGCCCCUCCUCUGCCUUCCUCCGGGCCCUCCUCGCCUUCCCCCGGCCACGCCUUCCUCCGGCCCAGCCCCUCCUCCUCCUUCUCCCGGCCCCGCCUUCCCCUGGCCCCGCCUCGCCUUCCCCCGGCCUCCGCCUUUCCCCGGCCCAGCCCCUCCUCCGCCUUCCCCGGCCCCUCCUCCGCCUUCCCCCGGCCUGGCCUCCGCCUUCCUCCGGCCCCGCCUCGGCCAUCCCCCGGCUACGCCUUCCUCCGGCCCUUCGUCCGCCAUCCCCCGGCCCCUCCUCCGCCUUCCCCCAGGCCCAGCCCCUCCUCCGCCUUCCCCCGGGCCCGCCUCUGCCUUCUCCCGGCCCCUCCUCCGCCUUCCCCCGGCCCCUCCUCCGCCUUCCCCCGGCCCCUCCUCCGCCAUCCCCCGGCCCCUCCUCCGCCUUCCCCGGGCCCGCCUCCGCCUUCCUCAGGCCUGCCUCCUCCUUCCCCGGCCUCUCCUCCGCCUUCCCCCCGGCCCAGCCCCUUCUCCGCCUUCCCCCGGCCCCUCCUCCGCCAUCCCCCGGGCCCACCUCCGCCUUCCCCCGGCCCAGCCCCUCCUCCGCCUUCCCCCGGCCCAGCCCCUCCUCCGCCUUCCCCCGGCCCGCCUCCGCCUUCCCUCGGGUCCGCCUUCUCCCGGCCCCUCCUCCGCCUUCCCCCGGCCCAGCCCCUCCUCCGCCUUCCCCUGGGUCCGCCUUCCCCCAGCCUCGGGCCCGCCUCCGCCUUCCCCCGGCCCCUCCUCCUCCUUCCCCCGGACCCGCCUCCGCCUUCCCCCGGCCCCGCCUCCGCCUUCCCCCGGCCCCAGCCCCUUCUCCGCCUUCCCCCGGCCCCUUCUCCGCCAUCCCCCGGCCCCUUCCCGCCCGCCCCACCUCUCCCCGCCCUAGCCCAGCAGCCCUUCAGGGCCGGGGGUCCUGCCCGCGGCCUCCUCGCCCCUGUGCGCCGUCGCCUCUUCUCCCUCCCUCCCGCCCGCCUUUCCAGGGGCUCCUGA